AUGUCCAAGUACAAGGACAAGGAGACCGGCGCGCUCGUGUCCUUCAAUGCUAUAUGGGUGUCGUGGAUCCAUACCGUCCUCGCAUACUCCGCCUUCCUGAGCGCCCUGACUAUCGGCAUCUACCUCCAUUACCACAAGAUCGUCCAGAAUGAGCACUAUGGCUUCCCAGACGAAUGGUUCCCCUCCGUAUCCGCCACUAUUGGUGAUCGAUAUCCCGAGCGAUCCUUCUUCAUGUUCUUCAUAGCUAUAACUUCCGGUAUGCUACCCCGGCGCGAACAUCCGGAGCCGCCGGUCGAGGCUCAGGCGAACCUGGCCGUCUCGAGCCACGGUCCACGAUUCGCUCUCGUUGCGCUUUGGUAUAUCCUGACAGCGAAGCGAGGCAGUGCUCUCCCCAAGUUCGUCGCGGCAACGGGGCUAUUCCGAACCCUUACUUGUGGAGGUUGGGCCUAUAUCACCUCAACCGACGAUCACGAUUGGCAUGACAUCUUCAUGAUUUCCUAUCUCGUCGCCACCCUCCCUUGGACCGCGGGUUGUCUCGCAUUGAGCCCACCGAACGCAAAGGCCAUCAAAUAUCGAAAGUACCUCGCUGCCGCUUUCUUCGGCACAAUCCCCCCUCUGGUCUACUACUUCAUACAGCACAAGGUCUACCGUGUGCCAGGAGCAUACUCCACCUAUGCCCUCCUCGAAUGGUCUCUAAUUCUUUACGAUGUUGCUUUUGAUGCCGUCACUGCUCUCGAUUUUGACACUUUCGAGAUUGUCAUCAAGGAUGUAAAGGGUCUCAGCAACGGUCCCUCAACUAUGGCCUAUGAAGGGGCCAGUUUCAGUCCGAGCGAGUAUGGCAUUGGGAAUGGGGUAGCAUCACGACCAGCCCUAAAUCUCGAGAAAGAAAGGGAGAAGGCAGUGGCAGGUGUGUUCGAUGCCAAGUUCUCUUGGGCUGAGGUCUUGGACACUGCUGCUGAGGUAUAUCUCGGCUUUGUCUUCUGGUCUAUGCUGACAAGCUUGGGUGUGGUUAUCUGGUACUUCCCAUUGUGGCACAUGGGUAUCUCGGGUUAUGAGGCCUUCGUCAUGUCGACGAUAUCGCCUUUGCUGUUGGGUAUCAAGCCGAUACGCUCGUUGGUCAUACAUAACCUGCGAGCCUGCCACUUCCUAUCACUCGCAGGACUUGUUGCCUGGCAGGUCAAAGACCCAGCCUAUCGACUUUUCACGGUGGGCUUUGGCGUGGCGAUGGCUUGUCUCUCGUGGGCCGCUACCCUGUUCUCUGAAUCUGUACACAAAGCCCGGCUCGAAUCCAAAGUGUUGGCUUGGACAGUUGGCCUUGUCAUGUCCUCGGCUAUCAAGUUCGCCUGGUGGACGAACAACCCCAUCUGGCCCAUUAUGACGGAUGCCAACGGCGGUCACAAUGGUACUGGGCUAGCACUGGCUCUGUUGGCUGUACUGCGGUUUACCAGAAAGGCGCCACUGAAUACUGGAGCAUUCGCAGAAGAUAGGCAGACGGGCACUUCCCUUCUAUCUGCUUUGGGCAUUGGUGGCUUGUUCUUCGGUCUACACUCUCUUCUUUCUGACACCAGUACGAUGAUACUCUGGGUGUGGGAAGGCUAUCCCGUGCGCGGCCCCCUCGCUGUAACCCAUGGGUGGUUCACAAUCGCGGCAAUGACUGCUGGUCUGUUGACAGGUAUACGGCAACCAAGGCUGGUGAGCACAUGGACUGUCUAUGGCGUGGGGUGCGUUGGAGCAGCCGUCCUGACUUCGUACGCCAACUGGUUCGGCUACUACGGAGGUCUGGUCACAGCUUUCUAUCUAACAGCCAUCGCAACUCCCAUGCUCACUGUGGCUUCUAAGAAGAGCCCAGCGAUCACCUAUGGCCUUGGAUUCUUCGUCUACAACAUUCUGGUCCUCUUCCACGUUUGGGUCGUUGCGUACGCCUUCGUCCCUGGGGGUCCUCUUGUCCGGGAGCACACUGAGUGGAUCAUGAUCGCCAUGAUGCUUACGCUUGGAGCUGGAGUGUUCAAUCUGACUUCAAUGAACGCUCGCCGUCCCGAAUCCCACAAGCCAGCAUCACUAUCGCGACAUCGGAAGUAUCACACUCUAGCCCUGGGUGCUGUAAACGUCUUUUUCCUAGCUGCAGCAUACAUGCGCUUCCCAGUUAAUGACUACAAGCCUUACCACGCGGACUCGAGGGUUUUGACAGCCGGUAUCUGGACAAUCCACUUUUCCCUCGACAACGACAUGUGGUCUUCGGAAUAUCGCAUUCGCGAUCUGAUCAAGGAACUCGAGAUCGACGUCAUCGGCCUCCUCGAAACAGACCUCCAGCGCAUCAUUAUGGGCAACCGAGACACGACGCAGUUCCUUGCCGAGGACUUGGGUAUGUACGUCGACUACGGCCCGGGCCCAAACAAGCACACGUGGGGUGCGGCUUUGCUGUCCAAGUUCCCGAUCAUGAACUCAACACAUCACCUGCUGCCAUCGCCCGUAGGCGAGCUUGCCCCCGCCAUCCACGCCACUCUCGAUGUGUACGGCGAGCUAGUGGAUGUCUUCGUCUUUCAUUCCGGCCAAGAAGAGGACGAGGAAGAUCGUCGUCUCCAGGCCGAAUACCUCUCCCGGCUGAUGGGUGCGUCGCCGCGGCCGUCGAUCCUGCUUGCCUAUCUCGUCACCAAGCCGCUUCAAGGCAACUACAACACCUACGCCUCCAAGCUCUCGGGUAUGCACGACGUCGAUGCCAGCGACUGGGAUCGUUGGUGUGAGUAUAUAUUGUACAAACAGCUGCAGCGCGUGGGCUAUGCACGAGUUUCUCGGAGUACCAUUACAGACACCGAGCUCCAAGUUGCCAAGUUUGUCGUACCACGUAGUGACGAAGAGAAGGCGGAGGUGGCGGUUGUAAAUGGUAACUUUGGAAAAAGGAACCGCCGAGUUAAUGAGCACGAAGUUCUCGAGGGCUGGAGGUUCCCUGGGCUGUUCAAGGGCCAGGGCGUCCGGGGUCACCGGUAUCACGUGUGGAGUGAGCCGAUAUAUUACAAGCCUUCGUGA
Molecule: messenger RNA, 3024 nt
Organism: Anthostomella pinea
Lineage: Eukaryota; Fungi; Ascomycota; Sordariomycetes; Xylariales; Xylariaceae
Source: the annotation of a GenBank genome assembly